Messenger RNA from Paramuricea clavata, 12413 nucleotides. Lineage: Eukaryota; Metazoa; Cnidaria; Anthozoa; Malacalcyonacea; Plexauridae. The record is from the annotation of a GenBank genome assembly.
AUGAAUGCUGGUAAAGUGCAACCACCUGCAGGACUUCCUACUGCUCCUGGUGGCACCAAACCCGCUCCUGGCACACCACAGGUCCCUGGUUCUGCUGCUCUAAAACCUGGUACUCCAGUUGGAACUUUAGCCUCUGAUGGACUUGGUAUAAUACAUUGUAAGUGUCCACAUUCUUAUUUAAUGUGUAUCCAGUAAAUGUUUUGUUCGUUUGUUCACAUAAUUCGGUAUGCUUUUACCAAAGGCUUUAUAGUUUAAUUAUUAUAAUGGUUUGAUGCAUUGUUUUAUUGUUCAUAGUGUUGAUGCCAACUGUGUGCAAGGGUCCCGUGGACAUCACCUUUGUUAUUGAUGGUUCUGCUAGUGCAGAAUACAACACUCAUGGAGGCUUCAGACGGACGUUAAAGCUUGUCAAAGAAUUUGCAAACAACUAUAUAGUUGGUCCACUGAACACAAGAUUCGCUUUGGUUGUAUUUGCUUCUGAAGCUGGCACGAUAUUCAAGUUUGAAACUCACACGACCAAAGCAAGUCUAUUGAAAGAUGUUGAUAAGAUUCAAUUCCCUGGAACAACUUCGUUCCUUGGCAAAGGUCUUCAGCAGGCAAAGGAUGUGGUAAGUUUGUUUCUUUUUUUCUACAUUGAGUGAAGUUGCUUCAUCAAAAUGUUGGUAGAACGAAACUGACAAACACUUUGCUAUGACAGCAAAGCUACAAAAGCAGCCAUUCCACUUUUGAUAACACAAUUAAAAACACACUUAUUUUUGCUUCCUAUUCAGGUUCUGGCAACCAGGAGAACAAAUGUUCCUCAAAAGAUGAUUGUAAUCACGGACGCUCUCAGUCACGAUAAUCCUUUUAUUGUUGCUUCUCAAAUCAAAGCAAUGAAUGUGGAGAUAUUCGCAGUUAGUGUUGGUAUUCGAUCCAAGAAGAGUGUGCUAGAGUCAAUUGUCUCUCAACCUGUCAACAAACAUUUGUUCUCGGCCAAAGAUAGCUUGGAAAACCUUCUUAAUGCUGUCAAGACAGGCUCCUGCAAAGGUAAGCUAGAUAGCAUCCUGUAGUAACACAGUUGAAUUUGUUCUGAAAUAUUAAUUUUACGUAUUUGAAGCAAGCGUUUGUAAACGUGUCCUUGCCUGUCCUCCAACCAAACCUUGUUCCUCGCCAAAUAUAAUUAGGAAUAUUUUAAUAUUGCGUUCCGUUGAGGCCCAACUUAAAUAUGAUGCUUAUUUUUUGCUGAUUUUUGUUUGGUUUCAUUUAUAUAGCUCCUGUAUUAGGACCACCAACUCCAAUCUCACCAACAGGUCCCAUUACACCUGGUGGCCCAAAUGUUGAAAGUAAGUUAAUUUUAAAGAGAACUCAGAUGCCAAAUCUGUGUGUUAUUAAUCUGUUCUCUCAUUUACUCAUUGAAAAAUCUUUCGUUUCAUAGUUCUACUAGAUAUUGCUUUCUUGGUGGACGCUUCUAAAGAUGUCACUGAGAUUAACUUCAGACUUGAGGUGAAAUUUGUCACAACCAUCGUUCAAGCAAUGGUUAUCUCCAAGAAAGGAAUCCAUGCUGGUUUCGCCAUCAUUUCUGGUGAUGGUCUUCUGAUCAGUGACUUCAAUUCUAACACCGAUACCGCAAGCUUUGUUUCAGCAAUUAGAAAGUCACCUUAUCCAGGUGAAAGUCGUCAAGCAGGAAAGGGUAUUGUACUUGUCAAAGAUAGCUUGUUUGGAACAAGUGGGCGUAAAGGAGCCACUAAGGUAAUAUAUGGCGAUGGAAAUUAUAUAAUGUUGUACAGGUUAAGGUCUCUUGCAGAUCUCUUCUUAGUCUCGGGGUGUUUGUGGUAAAAUAGCUUGUGCAUAUGCCAUGAGAGCAUGGUUCGAUUUCUGCAUGAUGCAGUUUCUGUUAUAGUUUCACAUCAGUUGCAUAUGAGAAGUUUACCUCACACUGCUGUUUUUGGACAACUCGAAGAAGUUGCCCAGUUUUUCUGUAUCGAUACUAGAUGGUUUUCCCUUUGAAAAACUUGCACAUAAUUGAUAGAACUGCCGAUUAUAAAUAAAGUUAGUUUGAUCUAGUUUGAAAGGAUUGUCCCAAUUUGUAUUCAAGCAUUUUGUGUACGAAUUGCAAUAGCUGCAAAACUGACAAGCAUUUUGAUAAAACAUUUAUAGAUCUUAGUUGUUUUACUGACUGGAAAGUCCAAAGAUGAUAUAUCUGUUCCUGCCGACCAAAUAAAGAAAGCUGGUAUUAGCAAGGUUAUUGUUGUCGGUAUUGGUCGAGUACCCUCUGAGGAUCUCAAGAAUACGGCUUCUAACCCACAAAAUGCUUUAGUUUGCCCAUCAUAUCCACAACUACCAGACAGAGUAGCAGAUGUUAUUGCACUGAUCAAUGCGGGUAAUUAAAACUUUGUAUAUAUAUUAAAGCUUCAUAGAACCAAUAGUUGUAUUGGUUGCAAUAAAUCGUGUUGGAUAGUUCGAUCUUAUGUGAAAUACGAAAGUGGGCACGAUUGGUAUGUGAGCAAUUUAGCCUAUGUUUAUUUAAUCCCUAUGUAGUUAAACACAAAGUAAUUAUUAGGAACAACGUUUCUUUGUUAAUUAAUCUAAUCAAUGAUUCAAGUGUUUGUUCUGUAAUUCCCUUUGUCAGUAGUAUAAAAUUCCCAAUUUUAACACUGAGAAGCAAAAAUUUAUUUUGAACUAAUAAAAUCUUCUACCUCUUUCUUAUAUAGCUACAGGCCAGAAGAUUGCUGAAAUCCCAGUCACACCAGGAACACCUGGUGUCCCAGGAAAGCCAGGAACACCUGGUGCCCCAGGAAAGCCAGGAACUCCAGGAUCCCCUGGAAAGCCCGGUGCCCCAGGAACGCCAGGUGCUCCACAAGGGCCUGGUGGUCCAGGUGGUAUUGGUGGUCCAGGUGGACCUGGCGGACCCGGCGGACCUGGAGGACCAGUUGCAACACCAACAGCACCUGGUACUCCUGGAGUUCCUCAAGGUCCUGGAAAAGCUCCUCUUGGACCUCCUGGUACCAAGGUUGAAGGUAAUUACGAUUUUUCUUCACAGUUUAUUAAAGUCCAUUUACAAAGUACUAGAAACUUACGCAUUUCGAUAUAUAAAUGUUAGAAUAUUCCAUUACUUGGAAGUCUUACGUGUCUGGCAGUGAAAUGUAGUGUUACUUGCCGCAUAACUUUAUCAGAUAACUCCUUGUAAAACUCGUGUAAGAAAUAUCAAAGCAGACCUGAUCAGAUGGGUUAAUUGUCAGGUACAUUAUUGUUGAAAAUCAUUUUUUUCUUCCCUUAGCUCCUUUGGAUAUUGUGUUUGUAAUUGAUGGAUCAACAAGCGUUGGUUUUGAUGACUUUAAGCUCUCAAUCAAAUUUAUAAUCAGUAUAAUCGACGCAUUCCCUGUCACUCCAUGGGGCGUUCACAUUGGCGUCGUUGUUGUACAACCUUCAAAUCAAAUCGUGCUAGAACUUGGUAAAUACAAAGAGAAAGCUCAUGUGGAUGCUGCUAUUCGUCAGAUAAGCUACCCCAAUGGCGAUAACAGUGUUGGUGGAGCCCUCACACAGGCAAAGAAUGUUCUUGAUCGUAGCAAACGUACAGUACCUAAGGUUGUUGUAUUGCUAUUGGAUAACAAGGCUGCAGAUGAUGUGUCUAAUCCGAGCAAUGGACUGAAAAUUUCUGGUAUUGGUGUGGUGGCUAUUGCUGGUAGCGGUGAUGUUGACCAAGCCCAGUUAAAUAUUAUUACUGGUACGCCUGAAAAUGUAGUGACAACAACGAGUUAUUCCAAAUUGCCAUCAAUUUUGGGGACUGUUAUUGAAAAGAUCAACAAUAGUAAGUUAUUCUAAUUUUUAUUUUUUCUUUGAUACACAUUAUCCUGUUAGCUUCUGUCUCGUCUUGUGUUGUCUGUAGUAGGAACAGACUGAAGUAUUGCUCCCUCUCAUGCUCAAUAUAAUAUUUUUACUUUUUCAGUUAUUGGACAACCUAUUGGAAAAUUGCCUCCAUCUGGCCCAACAACGCCUGCUAAACCUUCUCGUCCUGGUGCACCUACUGGUCCCCAAAGUAAGUCAAAAUACUUAUUGCAAUAAAUUCAUUCUCGUAUUUGUAUAAUUGUUCUAUUCAUACCAAUACCCUACCCAUUAAGUAGCACUUUUAUCUUUCAUAACCAAAAUACAUACAGCACCUCUGAUGAAGGCAUUAACUAGACUGGAGUGUGAAAUGUUCGGUCAUGAAUGUAAUUUGGUCAAGGAUUACUUUCAAUCACUUAUAACAGAAGAGCAGGCGAUAACAUAUCUAAUCAUUCCUUUCAGAUAAAAUCUACUUGGUUAAGGUAGUUACUGGUACGAAAUUCUUUGGUGGAACAAACCAACCAGUCUUCUUGACCAUCCAUGGCUCUAAAGGUGUAACAAAGGAAAUUGGUCUCACACGAAGAGAUCCUAAAAAGGCUAAGGCCUUGUUUGAACGUGGAAGGUAAUUAAAGCAUUUACUGGUUAAACCUGUGCAGAGAUAAACAGAAUAGAGGGAAAUUUAACUAAGAAAAUUAAUAAUGUAAUUUUUAGUUAACAUGGGCAAUUUUGUGUUGACACAUUUUGAGAGGAAUAUAUACUUCCUAUAACUCUUUCAUGAAAAAACGGUUUGCUAAACGUUAUUUUUCAUUUCCACCUUGUAGCAAAGAUCUGUUCAAAUUGGACACGACAGACUUGGGUGAUCUGAUAAAGAUAAUUGUACGAAUGGAUAUAACCAAGGGAACGGGUCUUUUCGGAAAGAUUGAUGAUUGGUAUCUUUUGAAGGUUGGUGAAUUUUAUGCUGAUCAUGUUGGCAAUUUUUCUUUCCUUUUUAAAUUUUUAUACCAAUAUGGUAGGCUAACUUGUAUAAUGUUUAAUGAAGACUGAUGGUGUAUAUGUUUUCUAGGGUUCGCAGACUAGCUUUUUAGCACCUUAAACCAGCCUUCGAUUAAUAUUAUAAAUUAUUGGAAAAAGGACGACUCUUAUUGUUGGUAUUUGCUUUAACAAUCUUAAUCUCGUGUGUAGGUUGUGAUUAAGGAUACCCGGACUGGUGUGCGAUACAUAUUCCCAUGUGGCAAAUGGCUUAAGAAAACUCCUAACUCCCAUAUUCUCCCUGUUGGUAAGAAUCUUUUUACCAAUUCAUGAAUUCUUUUUACCAUUUCAACUUUUUAUCACCGCAGUUGUUUAUCUACUUUGUUAGAAAAAUGUCAUCUGUGUUUCAAAAAGCACUUAAUUAAUAUGGUUUCUGGAUUUUAUAUUAUCUCACAAGGUUCAUUUGCAUUAAUAUGUCGAAUACUUUGUUCUUUAGGCAGGAAAGAACAAGGACCACCAAACGUUGGUCCCACAAAACCAGCACAAGGUUAGUAUACAUUUUUUUAAUGAUUUUAAUCUAUAGAUUAUUAUAGAUUAUGGUGCUUAACUGUUUCAUUUCGGAAUAUACCAAAUUGAUGAUUUUCAGUAUGAGUUACCAAGAGAGCAGGUGGCGAUUGACUUUGGAAAUGUUGACCCUGAUAGCAUGAAAAUCAAGCUACAGUUCUCAGUUUUAUUUAUUGGCCACUGAAUACAAGGCUAUUACUGCAUAUAAUGAAAAAAAUGAACUCUAAUUUAAACAGUCAGUUGACCACCAUUAUCUGCAUGUUAGUAACGUAUUAACUGCAGAUAAUCUGAUAAGUAAAAUUAUCAGAUUACCUUCAAUUCCUCUUUAUUUCUUUUAAAUCUUAAAUUGAAACAACCAGCAUAAUUAACAUUGAAACACCUGCAUUAUUCUUCAGAAAAAGUUGAUAUUGUUUUCCUAUUGGAUGGUUCAACACGAGUUGGUCCACGACGUUUUAAGUUGGAGGUAUCGUUGUUCGAUACUGUUGCACAGUCAUUCCCAGUUGAAAAAGAUGGAGUAUACUUUGCUGGUAUUGUAUACUCUACCACGAGCAAGGUUUCCUUCCAACUUAACACUAACACAGACAAGCCUACCCUCUCUAAAGCUAUUCAAGCUAUGCCAUACAUCGGUGGUGGUAGGAACGUUGGAAAGGCCAUUGCUUCUGUGAAGAGUGGUGUCUUUGAUGUCAGUGGCCGUCCUGGUGUACCAAGAGUAGUGGUUGUUCUUAUGCUUAAGAAAUCAGCAGAUGAUAUGGUUGUACCAGCAACUGCUCUUAAAGGAGGACAAGGAGUAAAGUUGAUAAUGCUUGGUAUUGGAAAAGGUGUGAAUCCAUCAAAACUUGCACCUGUUGCAACGUCGCCUGACUUUGUUCUCAUUCAGAGACCUAUGCGUGAACUGGGUACACAAUCUGGCCCAUUGGUUGGCAAAAUCAAUAGUGGUAAGUAACAAGCUUAUUUAAGCAAUAUGGCGAAACCUCAACCUAAUCUAAAACGAAACACAAUCUGAAGAUAAUAGUCUUGAAACUUAGCAUAUGAGUUAAAGCAAGACGAGAAUGAGUUUGUGUUAUUGUGCAUCAUUAACUGCAUAAAAGUAAACAUCACCUUGUUGUUUUAUAGCUAUUGGAAAGGAAAUUGGUAAACCAUUACCUGGACCAGUUGGCCCAAGUGGUGAGACAAUUGGUAAGUGUGUAAAAUAUUGUCAAGGCAUCUUUAGUACGUUUCAACUGCGGUAAUCAUAUACAUUCAUUCUACACACUAACGUAUUCAUAUUCUCAUUAUUGACAAUAGAUUAUAUGUUUCUAGUUGCUCUUGAUUUGGCAUUUGUUGUUGAUGGCUCAAAUACCGUUGGACCUCAAACCUUCAAACUGAUUGUUGAAUUUAUCAAAUUCAUAUACCACGUAUUACCUGUGUCUGCUAAAGGAACUCAUAUUGGGAUGGUCACCUUCAGUAAUGUUGGUAACAUGGUAUUCAACUUUAGACAACAUAGGACCAUGAAAUCUUUGGAUAUGGCAGUAGAUCAACUCAAACCCCCGGGUGGCACAAAGAAUAAUGUCGGUGCUGGCUUAGCAGCUUCACAUUCACAAUUGUUCGGUACCAGUGGACGAAAACGCAAACACGUGAAGAAGGCCGUGGUAACAUUCUUGGUUGGCAAAGCUGAUGAUGAUCCAACAGUAUAUUCAAAGAAAAUUAAAUCUGAAGAUAUUGUUUCGGUCGUCAUUGCUAUAAAUAGUGAUAUGGUGCCAGUGAAGUUGAUUGCAAGCUCGCCUGACCACAUACUUUUCAUCACUCACCCAGCACAGUUGGUUGUUUUUGUGGAUAAAGUUAUUGAAAUGAUUAAUAAAGGUACAGUAGCGUAUUUUUUAAAAGACUUAUUAGUUUCUAACUGCAACGAAAAUAUUUUAGCUCUUGCGUUCUUCCAUCAUUGUGCUGGAAGACCUUUAUUCCUCUUUAAAUUUGAAAAUAUUCUCAGACAUCAUUUGUUUCUAAAAUAAGCAAGGAGAAAUGAAUGAUCAAAAUAUUGUUUUCCCGGGAAUAAACCCGGGAAAACAAGCGAAAGCUGGCGUACUUGCUGAAAGGCAAAAAAAGUGCCAAGUUCAAGAAGCUUUUUUCUCGUUGUUUAUUUCAAUUUCUAACGACUUUUGUGUAUAUUUUAACAUCUUGUUCCAACAACGAAAGAUAGAAACGAGACUAAUAGUUUCAUAUUCCUUACGAUUUUGGAAUUGUAGACGUUUGUUGCCUUGUUUUUUGUUGUUGUUUUUGGCAAAAGUUUCUUUUUCCGAUUUAUCCCAGCAUUUUUACUUACGGUAAAUAUUUCAGAAAAAUGACUAUACAUCUUCUCAAAAGCUUUACUUUAACUUUCAUUUAUCGAUGGUUUUUGGAAAACGCGCUGAUCUUUUAGUCGACUUUUUUUCUAGUCCUAGAAUAGACAGCAAUUUCCCACGUGUGUUUUCGUUUCGUCGGAAAGGCGGACUCCGAUUGCGAUUUAUGAAUAAGGUCUAUAGCCUUCAUAGUUUUGAACUUGAACUUGAACUAAUGUUAUUGUUUCUUAUUAGGUAUUCCUGGUGGUGUGAUUCCUGAUGCUCCAAUUGAUCCACCUAUUGGAGUUGGAGGUCCUGGAGAACCUGGUGGUCCUGGUGGACCUGGUGGUCCAGGGGGCCCAGGUGGACCUGGUGGACCAGGUGGACCUGGGGGAUCAACUCCGUCUGGUGGACCUGGUGAACCUGGUGGUCCAAAAGGACCUGGAGGCCCUGAAGGUCCUGGUGGACCAGGGAUGCCUGGAGGUGUAGGUGGACCUGGUGGUCCAGGAGGGCCCGGUGGUCCUGGUGGACCAGGCGGAACUUGUGGACCUGGUGGACCUGGUGGUCCAGGUGGACCUGUUGGUCCAACAUGCAAGACUGGUGAACCAGGAGGAAAUUCUGGACCAGGAGGCCCUGGUGGAACUGGUGGACCAGGUGGUCCUAAAGGACCCGGUGGAAAAGAUGAUCCGAAGAAACCAAAAAAACCAGCCGGCCCAGGUGAGCCUGGUGGUCCAAAUGGUCCAGGUGGGCCUGGUGGGCCUGGUGGACCAGGUGGCCCUGGAGGACCAGGAUCUAUCAAUGGACCUGGCGGGCCUGGUGGACCAGGAGGACCAGGUGGUCCUGGCGGACCUGGAGGCCCUGGCGGACCUGGAGGAUCUACACCAGCUGGUGGACCUGGUCAACCUGGUGGACCAGGAGGUCCUGGCGGCCCUGGUGGACCUGGUGGUCCGUCUGGUCCAGGAGGACCAACUGCACCAGGAACACCUCAAACGCCUGGUACUAAAAAACCUCAACCUCCUACUAAACCUGAAAACAUUGGUGGUCCUGGGCAACCAGGCGGGCCUGGUGGUCCAGGUGGACCUGGGGGACCUGGCGGACCUGGGGGUCCUGGAGGACCAGGUGGCCCUCAAGCACCUGGAACAGUUCCAACAACACCAAGUCCUCCUGGAACUCCUAAGGGGCCUGGUGGACCAGGAGGCCCUGGAGGACCUCAAGGGCCAGGUGGGCCUGGAUCACCAAAUGGUCCUGGUGGACCUAAUGGCCCUGGUGGACCAAAUGGCCCAGGAGGUCCUAAUGGACCAGGCGGGCCAAAUGGGCCAACUCCACCAGGAGGACCUGGACAACCUGGUGGACCAGGGGGACCUGGAGGCCCUCUUGGUCCUGGUGGGCCAGGUGGCCCAGGUGGACCUGGUGGUCCAGGAGGACCUGGUGGACCAGGAGGACCAACAGUACCUAAUGUUCCUGGUCAACCAGGAAAGCCAAAUGGCCCUGGUGGUCCAAAAGGACCAGGUGGGCCUAAAGGUCCAGGAGGACCUGGAAGUCCUGGUGGACCAUUGUCACCUGGCGGCCCUGGAGGACCUGGUGGACCUGGAGGACCUGGUGGACCUGGAGGUCCUGGUGGACCUGGUGGGCCAGGUGGGAAAACACCUCCUGGUGGACCUGGUCAGCCUGGUGGUCCAUUGGGACCUGGCGGACCUGGUGGACCUGGUGGUCCUGGGGGACCUGGUGGUCCUGGGGGACCUGGGGGACAAAAAACACCCAAUACUCCUGGUAAUCCUGGAAAACCCAAAGGUCCUGGUGGGCCGGGUGGGCCGGGAGGACCGGGUGGACCAGGUGGACCUGGUGGACCUGGUGGUCCUGGUGGACCAGGUGGUCCUGGUGGACCUAAAGAACCAACAAAGCCUAAGCAACCAAGUACUAAACCUGGCCAACCUGGUCAACCUGGUGGACCGAAUGGACCUGGUGGACCUAAUGGCCCUGGCGGUCCUGGUGGACCAGAAGGCCCUGGUGGGCCUAACGGACCAGGUGGACCAAAUGGACCAGGUGGACCUAACGGACCAACAAAACCAGGUGGUCCAGGCCAACCUGGAGGUCCAGGUGGUCCUGGUGGACCUUCUGGUCCAGGUGGACCAGGUGGUGAAGGUGGCCCCGGAGGGCCAAAAGGACCUGGUGGGCCGGGAGGACCAACUGUACCAAACAUUCCGGGACAACCUGGGAAACCAUAUGGCCCUGGAGGCCCUAAUGGCCCAGGUGGACCCAAAGGGCCAGGAGGUCCCGGUGGUCCUGGUGGACCUUUAACACCUGGUGGUCCUGGUGGACCUGGUGGACCUGGAGGUCCUGGUGGCCCUGGUGGACCUGGUGGGAGUUUACCUCCUGGUGGACCAGGUCAACCUGGUGGACCUAAAGGGCCUGGUGGACCAGGAGGCCCUGGUGGACCUGGAGGACCUGGUGGCCCUGGUGGGCCUGGGGGACCAGCAACAACACAUGGACCUGGUGAUCCUGGUGGACCAAAAGGUCCAGGUGGCCCAAGUGGACCUGGUGGCCCAGGUGGACCUGGUGGUCCAGGAGGACCAGGUGGUCCAGGAGGACCAGGUGGACCUGGUGGACCAGGUGGACCUAAAGGACCUAGUGGACCUGGUGGACCAAAUGGUCCUGGAGGGCCAAAUGGUCCUGGGGGACCAAACGGACCUGGUGGACCGAAUGCACCUGGUGGACCCAAAGGCCCUGGAGGUCCCGGUGGACCUGGAGGCCCUGGUGGGCCUAAUGGACCAGGUGGACCAAAUGGACCAGGCGGACCUAAUGGACCAACAAAACCGGGUGGUCCAGGUCAACCAGGUGGUCCAGGUGGGCCUGGUGGACCUUCUGGUCCAGGUGGGCCUGGUGGUGAAGGUGGCCCAGGAGGGCCAAAAGGACCUGGUGGGCCUAGAGGACCAACUGUACCGAAUGUUCCGGGACAACCUGGAAAACCCAAUGGCCCUGGUGGCCCUAAUGGCCCAGGAGGACCCAAAGGACCAGGAGGCCCUGGUGGGCCUGGUGGGCCAUUAACACCUGGUGGUCCUGGAGGCCCGAACGGUCCAGGAGGACCUGGUGGCCCAGGUGGACCUGGUGGGAAAACACCUCCGGGUGGACCAGGUCAACCUGGUGGGCCUAAAGGGCCUGGUGGACCAGGAGGUCCUGGUGGGCCUGGAGGUCCUGGUGGGCCUGGUGGGCCUGGAGGACGGCCAACAACACAUGGACCAGGGGAUCCUGGUGGACCGAAAGGUCCAGGGGGUCCAGGUGGACCUGGUGGUCCAGGCGGACCUGGUGGUCCAGGAGGACCUGUUGGACCUGGUGGACCAGGUGGUCCAAAAGGACCUAGCGGACCUGGUGGUCCGAAAGGUCCUGGAGGCCCAAAUGGUCCAGGAGGACCAAAUGGACCUGGUGGGCCAAACACACCUGGCGGACCUAAAGGCCCUGGAGGUCCUGGUGGGCCUGGAGGUCCUGGUGGGCCUAAUGGACCUGGUGGACCAAAUGGUCCAGGUGGACCUAAUGGACCAACAAAACCUGGUGGUCCUGGCCAACCUGGAGGUCCCGGUGGGCCUGGUGGACCUUCUGGUCCAGGUGGACCAGGUGGUGAAGGUGGUCCUGGAGGGCCAAAAGGACCUGGUGGGCCAGGAGGACCAACUGUGCCAAACGUUCCAGGACAACCUGGAAAACCCAAUGGCCCUGGUGGCCCUUAUGGCCCAGGUGGACCCAAAGGACCAGGAGGUCCUGGUGGGCCAGGUGGACCGUUAACACCUGGUGGUCCUGGGGGUCCUGGUGGACCUGGUGGUCCUGGUGGACCUGGUGGACCUGGUGGGAAAACACCACCUCAAGGACCGGGUCAACCUGGUGGACCUAAAGGUCCUGGUGGACCAGGAGGUCCUGGUGGACCUGGAGGACCGGGUGGCCCAGGUGGGCCAGGUGGACCUCCAACACCACAUGGACCGGGUGAUCCUGGUGGACCAAAAGGUCCGGGUGGUCCUGGGGGGCCUGGUGGAGCAGGCGGACCUGGUGGUCCUGGAGGACCUGGUGGACGAGGUGGACCAGGUGGACCCAAAGGACCUAGUGGACCAGGUGGUCCAAAUGGGCCUGGAGGACCGAACGGUCCUGGUGGACCAUAUGGACCUGGUGGACCAAAUGGACCUGGUGGACCAAAUGGACCUGGUGGACCAAACGGACCUAGUGGGCCAAACGGACCAGGUGGACCUAAUGUACCAACAAAACCAAGUGGUCCAGGACAACCUGGAGGUCCAGGUGGUCCUGGUGGACCUUCUGGCCCAGGUGGGCCAGGUGGUGAAGGUGGGCCAGGAGGGCCAAAAGGACCUGGCGGGCCGGGAGGACCAUCUGUACCAAACAUUCCAGGACAACCUGGGAAACCAAAUGGCCCUGGUGGCCCUAAUGGCCCAGGUGGACCCAAAGGACCAGGAGGUCCUGGUGGGCCUGGUGGACCGUUAACACCUGGUGGUCCGGGGGGUCCUGGUGGACCUGGUGGUCCUGGUGGACCUGGUGGUCCUGGUGGGAAGACUCCAACUGGCGGUCCAGGUCAACCUGGUGGACCUAGGGGUCCUGGUGGACCAGGAGGUCCAGGUGGGCCAGGUGGUCCUGGUGGUCCUGGUGGCCCUGGUGGGCCUCCCACAACGCAUGGACCGGGCGAUCCUGGUGGACCAAAAGGUCCAGGUGGUCCAAAGGGACCAGGUGGUCCAGAAGGGCCUGGUGGUCCAGGUGGACCUGGUGGGCCAGGAGGACCUGGUGGACCCGGUGGACCAG